This is a messenger RNA of Lemur catta (Ring-tailed lemur), 3757 nucleotides long. RefSeq names its product chromosome 18 C3orf62 homolog (gene C18H3orf62). The transcript has 3 exons. The coding region runs from base 763 to 1530 and encodes 255 amino acids. Lineage: Eukaryota; Metazoa; Chordata; Mammalia; Primates; Lemuridae. The record is from RefSeq and is a predicted model, not a curated record.
UCGGCACACAAAAACUGCUGGGUACCGUGUCCCAUCCAGUCAUUUCUCUCCAUGUUGGCUUGAGAACGGGAGCCUCUGUGGGAGAUGUCAGGCCUGGAAAGGGCUCUGGCUCAUGCCGGUUUGGGGUGAUACUUUCAGAUACGACCCGGAUGUCCUCCGGCCCAGAUCUCCUGAGAUCUCUCUUCCCGUAGCCGAGUCCGCCCCGCCCCGCCCCGCCCGCAGUGAGGCGGAACUCGCGUCCCGCUGCCUCAGUUUUGUGGGGGCCUCUGCGUCCCCUCCCAGCCGCCCGGGUGUGGGCCUGAAGAACACGGUCGUCCGGGCUUUUUGUCUGACCUUUGACCUAGUCCGUGGGGGGUAGAGGGCGCUGGUCUCGGCACGCCGCGUGCGCGGUGACCGUUGGUGGCGGCGGCGGUGUCGCUGCGCUGCGCGGUGAGGACACGGCUGUGGGCGGGCGGCCGUGGGUGCCGGUACUACCGAGCCUGGGGGCUGGGGGGGCGGCGGCAGGGGGCGGGCGAGGCCCUGGGGCUCUUGCCAGAUCAGAGUUCCUCCCGGAGAACCGUGGGCCACACCCGCCUACACUGGGAGGAAAGGGAAGAAAGUGCCCCGCUUCGGGGCCUCCUGCUGUAGCGAGGGUCAACCUCAAGGAAAUCAUGGCGAUCGCCCCAUUCUGGGGUGGUUUGUAACCUCAUUUGUUACAUCGUUGUAGUGUUGCUCUGUGUAUCUUCAGUGUAUUACAUAAAGACAUGGUCACUUUUAGGGAAAAUGUCUGAAAAACUAAGAAGAUGCAGAAAGGAGCUGACCGCAGCCAUUGACCGGGCCUUUGAAGGAGUCAGUCAUUCCCAGGAGUGCACAGGCCAGCAGAGGCUGGAGCUGGACGCUGCUCCGCUUUCCUUCUCGCUGCCUGUGCAAAGACUCCUCUGCAGAAGACAUCCCUUGGCAGCCUGCUCUGCUGAUGCUCCUUUUGCGGCUGUCCCAUGUGCUCCUGAGAAUGAGAACCCUGCCUUUGCAUCAAACCAUGUCCCAGUAAAUGCAAAACCACAUGCUUUAUGUCCCAAAAGAAAACCUCUGACCAGUAAAGAAAAUGUAUUCAUGCAUUCCUCCAUUUUGGCACCUGAAAGACAGUUUUGGAGAGUUGCAGGAGAUGGGGAAAACUGGAGAAAAGAAAGUUUAAGGAAAGAUGUGGAGAAAGAUUUGAAGGUUGACUCAAACAUGCCACUCAACAAUUCUAACCAAGAGGUCACAAAAGAUCUGCUUGACAUGAUUGACCAUACAAGCAUCCGAACUAUUGAAGAAUUGGCCGGAAAACUAGAAUUCGAAAACGAGUUGAACCAUGUGUGCGGUCGCUGCCCAGAUUCACCCUUCAAGGAGGAAGCCUGGGCUCUGCUCAUAGAUGAGAGCCCUCAGAAGGCACUGGAUGCUGACCCUGGUAGUCUCAAGCAGGCUUUCGAUGAUCAUAAUGUAGUUGAGACUGUUCUGGACUUGGAAGAGGACUACAAUUUGAUGACCUCUUUUAAAUACCAAAUGGAUUAAGGACAGUUGAUCUUAGCUUUGAUUCUUUACAGCAGGAGGCUGCCAUUAAGGAGCCUGAGCAGAAGCAGCCAUGGUGGUUGUUAGGGGCCACAUUUUUCAAAGGGUUCGCAAAACCUUUUUAAACUCCCAGUUAUGUCCCUUUUUGAGCUGAGAGCCCAGUUUUUGAAUUCUGUUGCUCUAGUAUAUUUCCUACUGUUGAUUUUGACUUUUCUUGACAUCUUGAAUAUGUUUUUUAAAUUGAUGUUCAAUAUACCCAGUACCCAAGGUAGGUGCAGGUUGUGGGCCUCUGUUGUGUCUUUUGGUGUUCUUUUCCAUGGGCCCCUAAAAAAGUACAGGAACCACUACCAGGGUGGGCUUUGUACACCCCUGGGACCAGCCCAUCCCGGGCUAGAUCAGGCCACACAGAGGAAUCAGGGUUCACCUAGACCUUGGCCUGGGCCCUCUGCCACCCUUAUUACACAGUUUUCUCUCCUUGUGUACUUUGUACACAUAGCUCCCUGUUCUCUGCAUGGGCCCCAUGCCCUCCCCAUGCCCUCGCCAUGUCUAGACCUACCUCCCCUCAAUUCCCCCAUCCCUGUCCCUGCCCAGCUUCCAGGCUUCUGCAGAGGGCUCCUGGUUGAAUCAGAAGAGCUGGCAGGAUCCCUGGCUUCCUCCUGACAGGACAUUCCCGUGAGGCCUCCCUACCACACCUCACACCCCCAGACACCUGGGUCCUGAGCUGAGGGGGAAUGGAGGGGGAAAGGUAAGUACAGGUCCUGCCCAUCCGCCUUUCUACCUGAGCCUCAUCCCUCCCACCUCAGGCCUGGAGACCACAGGUGGUUCCUGUGGCAAUGACCCUGCUGGGGAAGACAGGGCAGGGAGGGAAAAAGAGCCAGGCCAUUGCCCUCCUGAGGUCAGCAUAGUAUCAAAAGUUUAUUGGCUCCAGCUCCACCCCUGGAAAGAAAGGACAUCAUUAGAAAUUAUUUGGACAUAUAUUUCAAAGCCAUGAUGUUCUCUCAGGAAACCUAAUAAGCUGUUGGGCAAGGUUUGAUGUAUCCCAGAAACUGAGUCUCAGGGAAGUGCCACCUUCUGAGCUAAUCAGGAAGGAGGAUGGGGGCGAGGAGGCUGGCACUGGGCUGUUUGGCAGACUGGAAGCCUGAACAAACCAAAGAGCUGGGGAGAAAGGCCCAACAGCUGAGUGACUGCCCACCAGGCCACCUUCUAGGCCAGUGACCCUGGCAUAGGAGAGGCUGCAGAGCCAGCAACACCCCUUUACCACAGGUCUAGUGAGCCCUCUGGCUCAAAGGUGGAGGCUGCACAUCCAGUCCUUAGCAGAGCUCAGCCCAGGCCCUGCCAGUGCCCCAAGAACUGUGGUGCAGCUAGACCCCAGCCACUUGGUCAGGUGUGCCUCCCCAAUGGGUGUGCACUGGUUUCCACCCAGUUGUGGUCACUGCCCUACCUGGGGCAGGAAGGGAGGACAAGGCUAGCCAGAGGCUCCUCCCAGGCCACCUGCCACUCAGUCCCAGCAGGAGGUAGCACCCUCAAUAAGCAUUCACAGCCUGUGGAGUUAGAGGCCAUUUUCUUCUUCCAAAGCAGGAAGAAUGGGAACAAAUGAGAAGAAAUACAACCAUCCUUGGCUGUCUGUAUGGAGAGAUGUCAGACUGAUAUUUAAAAAACUCUCAAAACAGUACAUUCCAAAUAUACGUGGAUGUGGAUACUCUCCUAUGGAAGGAGUGGGGCUUAAUUGUCAUCCCUUCCCACCCACCACCCACCCUAUCAACACCCUUUGAGAGUGAGCUAGACUUAAUGACUUUUUCCCGAAGACUAAGGAAAGAGAAAAAUCACAAGCUAACAGUGGAGAAACCUGGCAUACACUACCUUAACCAAAUAUUGAAAGUUAACCUCACCAGUGAUGUUACAUGAGUGUGACACACACCCUGAUACGAUGCCACAAGAAGGGUGCUUCACCUCCCUGGUAUUCUUACCAAAUCUCCAUCUCCCUAGUUUAUGAUCAGGAGACAAAUGUCAGACAAACCCAGAUUGGGGGACGUUCUACAGGAUACCUGGCUAGAACUCAAGACUGUCAAGGUCAUGAAAAACAAGGAAAGACUCAAAAACCAUCAUAGACCACUAAAGACUAAGGAGACACAAUGACUAAAUGCAAUGUGGAAUCCUGGAUUGCAUCCUGGGACAGAGGACAUUAAUGGAAAAACUGGUAAAAUCCGAAUAAAGCCUAAAGUUUAGUUAA